AUGGUAGAAUAUGUAAAGAUACAUUACAAUAUAUACCAUAUGAUCCUUUUCACAAUAGAUUCACUGGAUGCAUUGAUAAUAAUUAUACAUUAUCUUAUACAAAGCUAUUACAUGUAUGAUAAUAUAAUAACAAACUAAUAACUAUCUAAGAUCAAUGGAUUAUGGAGGCAUUACCAAACAAAUCGGUCCUAAAGAUUUGUUCUAAAAUGGCGGAAAACGAACUACAUCGUAAUACCAGAUUUAUUAAUAAUACGAAUGUCAUAUUCCGCAGUACCACUAAUUUCAGCAAUUCUUCUAAUGAUGUCAAAUCAGAACCAUAUCCUCAUUGCAAAAACACCUUAGAUGGUGUUACCCAAUUAAUAGGUUGCUCUAAAGAUGAGCGAAUAUUAUUUGAUCUACCUUCCAAUUCAACAAUGUAUGCAGUUGACAAUGAAAACGAUCAUGUUGAUAAAUGUGAAAUCAUGAGCAAUAUUAUGGAGUCAAAAUCACCAGAAAAUAUCGAUAGAAUCGCAUCCGGCGAAUCAAAUAUGCCAAGCCCUGCAUUCACAGUUUGCGCCAAUUCUCGGCGAAACCACCAUAUAUGUGAACAGCCGAUAUCAAUAUAUACUGUCCAUCCUUUUGAUCCUCAAAAUCAUUCAUUACCAUCUGAUUCUAUUCCAAUAAUCCCUGGUGAUACAUCCAACGAUCUCUACGAAAAUAAUCGAAAUCCUUUAGACUUCUAUUAUCCCCAUAAAUCAAAGCUCAAUCCAACUAUUGAUGCUCAAAUGAAGGUUAUUACAAAUCUAAACAAUAACAUCAAAAAAGACAAAUUGACCAAUUGCCUAAACUCGUUAACCAAUGGAAAUGAAUUACCGUUUAAUGUAUCGCUCAACAAAUACGAUGUCAACCAUAAACACAUCCACAAUAAUCGUAAAUAUGACGACACUAAAAAUAACGGGCAUACCAAAGACAAUCACGUGUUUAAAAAUUCAUCCAAUCAAUGUAUCGAUACUAAAAUAUCUAACGAGCAAAUAAUAAUUGACCAAAUAAAAUCGCAUGCCAACGAUGCUAACGAAGGUGAAAGUCAUUAUUCGAAAACCGAGCUGUUAACGAAUCUAAAUUUAAACGAAAAUGCCGGGCAAUAUUUGAUGAAAAAAUUAUUUAUAGGAUUUAUGAUGAUAGCUAACAAAAGGAUCGAUUUUGCUCUUAACGAACCUCUAGAAAAAUCGUUAGCGAAAUCGUUACAAAAAGGAGAGGAUCAAUCAUUUGACCAAAUUAUGAUACAAUUUGGUUCCCUUUCAGAAUUCUGCUUACCCUCACUCUUGCAAGCUCUUACCCUUUGGUACGAAUGGGCGUUGGCUUCUUGUCUCGGAGUUCAGGGCCUCUCAGCAAUAAGCUCAAAUCUGAGUCACAAUCCACCCCAGCUGAUUAAGGGGGAAGAUACCUCUUGCGACAUUCCUAUAGCAUCAUCCACAUAUUCAUCACCUCCAUCCACAAAUAUAGGCGGCAGUAUUAUAUCAUCCAAUAUUAUUAGCGGUUUGGUAGGAGUUGCCGCUUCCCUCAUCAGCACUUCGAACAGUUUGAACAUCACUAACAAUAAUAACAACACGAAUAAUAAUAGUUUUAGCAAUAAUAUAGGUAAUAACGCGAAUGCCGUUACUUCUUCUAUUAUUUCUUGCGAUAUCUUCAACAAUUCGUCUAUUACAAGUAUGACGGGUAGUUUUAUUAGCAAUAAUUCCAAUAAUUGUAAUGCCAGCGGGAAUCUUAAUAAAAAUUGGUAUAAUAACAAUAAUUAUAACGGAAUAACUCCCCGCGAAAAUUCCGCAGAUUUUACGGUCACCGGAUUACAUAGGAGCGAUCAAAACUCUAAGGAUUUUUUGACCGAACGCAAAGAAUUAACUAUUGAAUACAUUUACUGCUUAUCGUUGAUUCAAAUACUUCCACAAUUUAAAUUGCAUCCCGGCCACGAAAACCUGUACAAAAUCAUCGAAGAUCAAAUAUUUAAACAUUUCAAAUAUUCUUGCGUUAGCAAGGACGCUACUAAUCCAAUAACUAACAAUAACGCGAGCAACGUUAAUAAUGUAAACCCAAACCCUGGCGGCAAUAACAAUUUUAUUAGUAACAACCAAUCAAAUAAUAACCCUAACCUACCUAAUCAAAAUUUGAUAUUUGAUCUAUAUGCCGAAGUAUUGGGAGUUUUGGCCCAAUCUAGGUUCAAGUGCAUAUCACUUCGCAUAAUAUUAGAACUCAACAAACUGAAAAUCAAAGAAACUGCUUUGUUUAAUCAAAAUAUCGCGAGCGAUUCCCUUAUUAACUUAUUGAUGGGUAUCAAAUUUCUAAGGAUACAGAUGGUUCCGAUAGAAGAUUUGGAAGAAGGCUUUAAAUUUCUUCAACAUUUGGCCAACUACUUCUUAGAGAUUAAAAAUAAGGAGAUUAAGCACGCUCUGGCUGCGAUAUUGGUUGAUAUACUUAUUCCAAUUGCUUCAAAAAUCAAAAACGAGGUGAAUAUUCCUUGCGUAAAGCAAUUUGUAGAUUGUCUUUACCAGCCCGCUAUGGAUAUGAUAUCUAAAAAAAAGCACGCUCUGGCAAUCUUCCCUCUGACCACUUGCUUAUUUUGCAUCAGUCAAAAACAGUUUUUCAUCCUUAAUUUUCAGUUCUUUUCCAACAUUUGUCUAUCUAACCUCAAGUGUAAAGAUCCUAAAUUGUGUCGCAUAGCUCUGGAAUCACUAUAUCGAUUGUUAUGGGUUUACAUGAUCAGGAUAAGAGGAGAAAGCAAUUCAAUCACCUUGAGCAGGCUUUCUAGCAUUGUUAAUAGUUUAUACCCAAAGGGAUCGAAAAUUUUGAUCCCGAAAGACGCUCCUCUCAAUAUUUUCGUUAAAAUUAUCCAAUUCAUUUCGCAGCAAAGAUUAGAUUUUGUAUUCCAGGAGAUUAUUCUAGAAUUGCUCAACGCCGGAAAAACGAUUAAAAUGGUUUGCCCGGAAAGAAUGAGCGUGGGUCUAAGAGGGUUUUUGGUGGUAGCGGAUAAUUUGCAACAAAGAGAAGGAGAACCUCCCAUGCCUCAAAAUUUAGUAUCCUUGCCCUCAGGCAAUACCAUCAGAAAGAAAAAGACGUUCGUUAAUAAGACACUGUCGGAAAAAAUGGCUUUGGAAUUGGGAAUUUCUUCCGAAUAUUUUGUGCCGAUUAUCAAAUCUUACGAAUCCAUUUUAAACGUAUUAGACAAUCAUAUGGGAAAGCCUUAUUUGAUGGUCAAUUCUCAAAAUUAUAACAAAGAGGCUGAUGACGUUAUCACCGGUGAUAGAAAAUUGAAAAUGGACUUAUUUCGAACGUGCGUAGCAGCGAUACCACGAUUAUUCCCCGAGGAAAAGAAAAAUCGGAUGGAAAUUGUGGAAAUGCUAAUUAGGCUUACGACACACCUUGAUGAAAAAUUGAGAGGACUUUCCUUCCAAGCUAUUCAAACUCUUUUUAAUGAUUAUCCCAAUUGGAGGCCAUUCGUAUUAAAAAAGUUUAUAACUUUUAUUCAAACCAACAUUACGGACUCCUCAACAUUCCUGUUAGAAUAUUCUUUAAGAUCAAUUUUGCAACUGAUAUAUAAUUUUAAAAACAACUUGAUGAUUCCUCAAGCCAAUGAUUUUAAGCAGAAAUACAGAUUAACACACAAAGAAACAACGAAACGGGAUAUCAAGGUUAUUAACACCAGCGAAAAGCUCGAAAUCUUGUACGAUAAUGAAUUCAAAAUCGCUUUACAAAUGAUCGAAGCCUUUACAUUAGUGAUCAUUGCCCAUAACAAUUUGACCCUUCGGCGGAUAGGAGUUACAUUAUUAAAAGAGAUUAAGGGGAUAGCUGAUACUUUUAAUUUAGACGAUAAUUUUAUAGCUAUCUACGAUGUGAUGCAAAAAAAGCUUCCCUUGAUAGUGAAACGCAUUACGCCUUAUUUUUCGGACAAUCAAUCAAUCCUAUAUCUUUCAAAAAUGGAAGAAAACUCAGUAGAUUUUGUAGGCUUGAUGGACUUCAUCCACAACAACGCGCCUGUAGCAUUCAAUAAUACCCCAAAAAAUGAAAUUAAAACUGCUAAUACAAUUACUAACAAUAAUAACUCAAUUUCAAAUAUGAAUAUCGUGAAAAUUUGGAUAUGCAUACUUAACACUGUUUUCGAUGAAAGCAAAGAUCCUAAAAUUUCUUUACCAGUUCGAUACGAAUGUUGGAAUAUGUUAUAUAGUCGUUUAUCUUACCUGUUUCAAUAUUACGAUCCAAAUGUAAUUUUGGCCGAGUCAAGAGCAUCUCUAUUGAGAUCAUCCGUGGCCAAAAAGUCAACAUUUGCCGUAGAACGCGAAAAAUAUAAAUCCAAUUGGUACACGUAUUUAGCUCUAGCCUGUACUAUCUUACCUUCUCGACUAUGUCAUCAUCAUCAAAAAAAUGGGUUCUCCCAGUACUCUAACACCAAAAUCGAUUCUGGCUACCAAGAACGCAUAAAAAAUUCGCAUUCUUUUACCUUAUCACCGAGCUCGUCCCCUGAAACGGUAUCCUACCACAACACAAACAAUAAUAAUAACUUAAACGCCAAUCAGGGCGUUGUUUGCAGUAGCAGCAGUAAUUCCGAGAAGGGUUUUUUGAACACGUCUUCCAAGAUGAUUAACGUAUUCUCCUCCUCCUCUUCUUCUUCGCCGACCCACGCACCUUCAUCAUUCAUAUCCGGCAAAUUCAUACAACCCACAAACGAGUUAUUCAGAAUCAUGAUCGCUUCUAUCAAUUUGGACGGUGUCGAUAUAAGGGAGCCCAUAUUCAACGCUCUAAUACACAUCAACCCCUCAGCUCUUGGGGAUCUAGUGGAAAACCUGGAGGUCGGUUUAAAGGAAUCCUCUGAAUCCAAACAAGAGAAUGUCCGACGUCGCAAGAAGCGCGAAACACUUCGGUCUCGUCUCGUGCUUUUGCUCGCGAACCUAGCUCGAGCCAGUCUUUUUGCCCAUUACCCAGCCCGUUUCAUAUUUUUCCCUCGUCUUCUCUCGCUCCUCGAGGAUGAUUACCUCAGCCACCAGGCAUACGAAAAAAGGAAGGCGGCUACUCUAAUGAUUAACUUUGUAGAGACCUUAGUCAAGAGUUUAACCCCCGGGGCAUCCACUCGCUCAUCUGCCGUUACCUUGGCUCACAACAUAUCGACCAAUGCUCCACCAUCGGUGGGAAUAAUAGCUCUGGGGAUUAAGGAACACGAAAAUUGCCGUCACGGAGUCAUCGAAGGAGAUAAAGUUUGCGAUAAAUGCUCAAAAUAUAUAGAUAGUUUUGAUAAUAAUGAUGUUUACCUAACGGCAACCGAUUUAGCCGAUCAUUCCGGGGACGUGUCUAUUGAAUAUUGUCGAUUCAUUUAUCAUCUUAUCAUCAAUUUUGAACUCGAAAGCCGAUUUGAAUUGUGGAGCGAUAAAAAACAGCUUACAUCGCAACUAUUCGUAUUUUUCAACAAAAUGAGUGGGCGUUUAAGUCAUCAGAAAAAUUCCCAAGAAUAUAAAAAACUUAAUAAAAAUGGAGGUUUUACUAAUACUGAGAUGAUAGCAUUUAAAACUUUAUGCACAGUUUUAACCACGGCUCCCAUCACCGAAAUUAAAGCCUUGGCGGAAAACAAUACAACUUUCAAAUGGUUUGAAAAUUUAAUGUACUGCUCAUCAAAAGAGAUAAUUGAUAUUACAAGACGGACUUUGGUAAAUUUAGUCAUCUUAAACCCCGAUUCAUGUGAUUUGAUAGAUUGGUUGAUUUUGAAAUCAUAUAGUGCUUCCUAUGAAGUUGCUAAGAACUGUUUUAUCAUAAUAACCGAAGCCUUUUGCUAUAAGGAAUUGCCUACUGAAAUAGUGCCUAUACUAACCUUGACGUUUACUUAUUUUUGCAGUGAGGAUGAAGAUAUCAAAAAUAACGCCAAACAACUUUUAUAUACCCUUGAUCGACAAUUUUUCAAAAGAACUCUCGGAAAGGGCCACAGUUAUUCUAAGAAAGAUAAAGUACCUAAACAAAUGAUCAAUUAUGUUGUGUCGAACUGUAAGACCCUCCCAUUUUACGCCCUACUUGUCUCUUCGGACCAGAUGAUCUCUUACUUCCGAGACACGCAUCAAGAAUUAACGAUGCCAUUUUUUUCGGAAAUAAUUCAAAAAUUUACGGUGGCGAACCAAUCUUGUCAACGGCUCCUUCUCAAAUCUCUGACCCCUUGGCUCCGCCCCCUUGAACUGACUCCUUUGAAUUUCAAUUUUUCUGAUUGCCACGAGGUAUUGGACUUUUCUCAACAACAUCAAAGUAAACCCUAUUAUUUUGAUGAAUCUUCCACUUUCGAGGACAAGAAAAGAUUGCUCGUUACGCCUCGAGGCUUGCUCACUGGUCGAUAUCACUACAAAUAUGAUUACUAUUGCAAUAAUUAUGCAAACCGCCACGAAGGCAAUGUUAGCGCAAAUGGAAUAUCGGACGCGACACUUAAUCAUCGCUGGAACUACAAGAUGACCAGCGACACAACUCUUUUCCUUCUGAACGAUCUUUUCUACGCCUCUUGUAAAUACACUUCCUCAACAUCCUGUCCGGAAUUUAACGAGGUCUGGGCUGCAUUACUCUCUUUGCCUUGUCAUCUUAACUCCAACCUCGAGAGCUAUAGUCCUAGUCCUGACAUGAAUAAUAAUCUGAUCAUAACUCUCGACUAUUUGACUACCUUAUGUGCUCUAAUGCCGCUCAAAUGCCUACAUGGCGCAUUUGAUGUCGCAAGACGCGUCGCUUGGGCUUCUGGUCCACGAUUUGCUGACCUGGUUACUGGACUUUUAUUAGACUCAUCUAGCCGUGCGGGGAUACCCGUCAAUCAUAAUAACGAUUUUAAGGUCACAGUCGAGCGAUACGCCUGCGCGCCUUUCCUGAGAAGAACUAUAAACCGGAAUUUUGUUGUGGAAAGAGGAUAUUCUGAUUUUUGUUCAGCACCGCUCAAUAAUAUUCGGGCUGAAGGAAAUGAUUUUGGUCGAGCACCCACUCUUAGAAAAAUACCUCCAGCUCUGCCCCCUUUUCAAAAUCAUAACGAUCACAUGGACGAAAAUAAAGGAGGAGAAAAGAAAAAAGAGAAAUUGACCAAAAUGAAUGACUAUGGAUUUGAUUACCCAUUUCCUAUGCCGGCCUAUGGAGGUUACUACGCCCCACUGGAUAAUAUGCUCUGCGAAGACGAUAAGAGCGCUUACCUAUAUCGUGUGCCUAAAUGCCUUUUUGGAAUUAUUUUGUUGAAUCAAACACUGACAGAUUUAAACGAUGGCUAUGAUUGGAAUACCAAUUUUCACAGAAUAGUCCACUUUAUUAUUCUAGGUACUGAUGAUGAAAACCCAGUUAUCCAUCAAAAUUGUCAAGAAUUGCUACUUAAACUGCUUAUUAAAAUAUCUUGGGCGGCUAGUUUUUACAAGGUAUCACAAAUAUUGGCACUUACUUUGUCGAUUUAUUCCCCAUCAGUCCAUCAUGAUUUAUCCUUUCAUAAACCAUUUUAUGAAGAUGUUAAUAGAGAUGGAAAUGCUAAAUCUAAUAAUUCACCUAUUACAUCUUCAUCGGACGAAGAAUACGAAAGCAAUUUAUAUUUUAAACAAAAAUUGAGCUCUGUCGCUAAUUCUUUAGGCCAUGAUCGUAAUAAAGGCCAUAGUCAUAAGGUUUUCGAAAAUGGAAAGGAUUAUACACCAAAGAGAUCGCGUGCCAGUGAUUAUAAAAGAGACACACCAACUAGUCCCGAAAAUGCCACUCAACCAGAUAUAAAAAAAUUACUGGGCCAUAACUAUUAUCCCACAAAAAAUGAGUCGACAAAAAUAGAAGUAAGACCCAAGGGUUUUUUGGGCCGAUCCCAUACUAGCUUGUUAAGCGAAGCUCCAACUAUAACUCCCGCUAGGCUAGCCGAGCUUGAUCAAGACAUUGUUGAAAAUGAGCAGCAACGCCAUAUUCUCAAAAAUAAGAAUUUUGACGACGACACCAAAUUCAUAUAUCGCGAGGAAGAGUCUGAAUCAGAAAGUUGCUAUUUUGACGAAUCUACUAUCGAUGAAGUUGAAUAUAAAAACGAAAAUUGUGACGAAGAUCAUUCUGUUUUACAAAGUCCCAUUAUCUACUCGAAAUAUUGUAAUGUGACUAAUUAUCCUAAUAAAAUGGAACGCUCAUUUGCUAAGCGGAAAUGUCGCUUACUGAUUAAAUUAUUAAAAAAAAAACAAUAUAUUGAAGAUUCAAACCCACAAAAUUGGAAUGUUCGCAGUCAAGAAUUUUACGUUUUUAUAGAUUGUUUAUGUUCAUUCGUUAACUUGAUAGCCCCUUUUCUAAAUUUGGAAGAGAAGUGGUUUAAAAUCGCCUUAAACUUUUCGUUAUCAAAUCCGUCCAAGCAUUUUGUUUUUCGUUCUUUACAAGUAUUUCGCUCAAUCCAAAAUGUCAAUAUUAAUUCAUUAAUCCUUAGCGAUUUGAUGAGUCGAUUAGGAGAAAUCACGGGAGAACCGGCAGAAGAUGUCGGGAAUUAUUUUAUGGAAUUGAUUCUCACUAUCGAAAUAUGCACGGCUAGACUAUUGUAUCAACUGUUCCCUGAUAUUAGAGAAUGCGGGAAUAAAACGAAUUUCCAAACUAUUAACAAUGAAUUCCGCGACAAGAAAUUAAAAUCCAUUAAACGCCGUACCUUUCCUUUUGAUUUAUACGACUUGGAAGAGGUGAUACCGCUGAAAAAUAUUGAUAAAUUGAUUCCUAACGCCCCACAUCUAUCACAUGCGCCACCGUCAGAUUUUAAAAAGUGUCAUCUUAUUAAUGAUGCAAUUGACGGUACAUCUCACACAUAUUCAUCACCGCAAUCUGCUUUGUCCUUUAAAAGAUGCAAGAGCUCUAGCGAUUUUUUUAAACGUACCAACAAUAACUUCGUCAAUGUUUUAUCGCCUUCAGCCCCGCCUCUUAGAGUUCAUCAAAAUAAACUACCAGCUAACAAGCCGGUAACUCCUCCAGAUGGCGCCAAAAUAGCGCUUGUCUCGCGUGUUUAUUGGCUAGCAGUGUGCCUGCUAGAAUCAGAAACUGAACAUGAAUAUGUGUCUGGUGUCAGAUUACUUAACCUCGUUUUUGAAAGGCUCGAUUACUUAGCGGCAGAAGGUAGGGAUGGAAGCGUGGAAAAAAGACGUCGCCUUUGUCAGGCAUUGGAAAAACUAUUUUUUAAGCUCAAAUGGGCCUCCUUCAAAGGAGUUUAUGAACUCGUGUUUAAGGGAUUUCUUCUUUCUAGCCAAUUUGUUACACGGUCUUCAUCAAUUAUCACUGCUAAUAAUAAUGAGGAAAUGCUCAAUAAACCAGCGGUGGAGAACUGGUGGUUAAAGCUCCACAUUAACAAACUCUAUGAGUUUGGCCUAGAGGAAAGUUUGCUUCGUUUGCUUUCUUCUAUGCUUCAAUUUCCUUUUCGCGUAUUCGCCGAAAUCCCUUCUUUUUGUCGCGCGACUAGCUACGUAGGGCCGACCAAGACAAAAAAUAAACGCGAUAUUAUAGACGAAAAUAGGACGUUCGAUUUGAAUGAGAUUGAAACCGAGGCCUACAAGGUCCUACUCAUAUUGUUUUUAUACUUGUUAGAAAAGUAUGAUAAUUCAAGGGAUGAUGAAUUGACACGCAAUAUAUGCCGGAGUAUAACCAAUUAUUGUUCAUUCUUUCCUGGAUCGGAAUCUUUAAGAAAUCUGUCCGUGAUAGUUAAUUUAUACGAAAAAAAAGCGUUUAAUAAAUCGUGUUCACAUUGGAUCAAAUGUAUUAUCAAUUAUCUUUCGGAAGCGUUUACUAAUUAUAAUGCAUCCCUCAUUCAAUUUUCGUUGGAAUUAUAUGAUAAAGGGCCCCAUCGUUGGCAAGAAAAUAUAUUGCAAAUAAUAUACAUUCUUAUCUCAAUAAACGAUAUAACGAAAAUCGGAGAUGAAGAGCUGAACGAAAAAUUAACAUCGUUAUUGAAUAAAAACAUUAAUUCGGUUAUGAUUCACAAUAUAGUUAAACUUAUUGUUAAAAAGUGCUCUAGUUUAGAUAUACCCAAAAAUAAGGGAAGAUCUAAAUUGGCUGAUUAUUCUACUACCACUUCGUUUAUAGAAAUCGAUUGUUUAUUUCCACGGCAACAAUUAUCAGGUCCAACUCUCGAUUUUACAAUUGAAAAGGAUUUUAUUAAAACAUUAAAAGAUCCAAAUAAACCUGUCGACAAUUCAACGAGUAACGCAAUCGCAUCCCGCAAUUCUCUCUCAUCAAACGAAAAUGAUAUAAAAAAUGUAUUAGUUAAUAAUAAUAGUGGCGAUGUUAUUAAUCAAUAUAUAAAUAUAACCAAAAGAAUUCAACAUGAAUCUGAUUUUGCCAAAAAUAAAAGAAAUAUUGCCUCAUUAUUUUAUUCAUCUUCUAAUCAACAACACACCAUAUCUCCUACCAAUUCUAAAACAAGUAAUUCACUUUACAAAAAUGGAUUUUCUAACACUGGCUCAAUUUUUAAGCCAUCGCCCACUAACUGGAGUCUAUUUGCAUGGAAAAAAGGACCGCAAACGUCUCAGGAACGAUUAAAGGAUAGAAUGGCUAAAUUUUUGCAAGCCGUUGGUCAAAAUAAAGGAUUCACUAAAAGUCCUUCUAUGAUAUUUGGCCAAAAUUGUGAACUUCAAAGAAAUCAAAGUUAUUCAAGCGGGGAUAAUACCAUUACACCUGCAAACUCAUUUUCUCUCAAAAAUGCUCAGUCAUUAAGCGUUGUCGGUAAUAAUUCCUCUGGAGAUACCAGCAGCAGAGAUGACAUAUCCUCCACCUUUACAGAAACCUUUGUGGGAGUUUUUAAAGAUUUUGAUUUUUUGGAUAUUGAACUGGAAAAAUUACAAGACGACGAAACUAGCGUCUACGACCUGGAUAAUUUUCAUUGGGCCGGUUUGAUCAGACAUCAAAGCAUGCUUUCCCACACUUCUUCCUCUUAUUCCUUGUCAAAAUUUUCCUUAUCCACCUAUUCAUCCUCCAUGUCAGCCUUGAACAGCAUAAACUUCGACAAGACAUUUGAAAAAAAAUUACCCUCUUGCACCCUAAAAUUCUCACCACUACCACUAACAACCGCUGCUACGAAUGUUACAAGCGAAAAACGACUUUCAAUCGGCGAUAAUAUGAUGUCAUCAUUGCAGGAUACUAAUAUAAAUAAAGGGAUUUCUAUACAAAAUGUGGUCACAAACCAAGUAACUAAUAGCAUGGAAGGCGCCGAUAAUAAUCAGCAUGCUAACGAGCCAUUGUUCAAAAGAAUGGGUAAAAGUUUAAGUAAGAGUGUUUCUUGCGUGCUGCUUCAAGUCACACCCAACGUACUUAGAAUGGCUAAGGGGGGAAUUAAGUGUGAUGACGAUGCUGAAGUUAGUAUUUUAAGUAUAAAAAAUUUGCAGCAAUCUUGGGAUGAAGCCUUGGAUAAUACACAGAAAAAUAUUCGCGAGUAUGAAGAUGAGGUAGGAAAUAUGAUCAAAGAAAACGAUUACCCUCUAAUUAAUAGCUAUCACGAAUCUGCUGGUUUAUUAUUUUGCGCCAGAUCGAGCAUUAAGAGCAAACUGGAAGAAUUAGACGAAAAUGAUAAUGUAGGCAAUCACGAAAGCCAAUUAAGUCAUACAGUCGAGCAUUCUUCGAUUCAAAGCGUUUGCAGUAGCAUAAGUUGCAGUAAUGUGAGUAUCAUCUCGUGCGAAGAUUCUGAAAAGUCCCUAUCCCCGGUAUCGUCCGAAGAGUCUUCCAAUUGUUCCUUAAACUCCUCCAGUUCUCCACUCACUCUCAUGUCAAAGUCUCCAAAAUUUUAUGUGGACAAUCAUUCUCACAUUUAUAACGAAAGCUAUGAUAAAGUUCAAAUAUUUGGCCCCAUAUUUGAUGAUAGAAAAUCAUUGGUAAAUCAAAAUUAUAGAAAUAAAACUUGGAUUGAGAACGAAUUCUCGAAUGAACAUAACAUUAAUAUGAUAAAUGUGGAACAUUGUUGGAAUAAAUUUUUUUCUAGGCUAGAUUUAGCCAUCUACGAAGCGGAUCGUGAUCAAGUUUUGAACCUGUCGCGAUUGAUAUCCAAUUUCCUCCAGUACUUACCCAUCUUAUACGGAUAUCUAAAAACCGAUUUAACAGAAAUGGCUUCGUUAUUCGCCGAGACCCAUGGUUGUUGCACGUUAAAAAAUGAAUCUAUCGAUAUAAUCAUCCCAAACACCAUCUUAUACGCAAUCCAAAAUUUGACGCGCUAUUUUUACAAACUUCCAGUUAUGUACAUCAACGAAACGCUAAUCGCCUCGACGACAAUGCAAUCAGGCGAAUUAAAAAACAGUCUGUCCAACGUAUUAUCCAACUUCCAGUAUUGCGUGAUUGAAAUCAAAGAGCACUAUGAAAAUUUUAAAGACCGAAAGCAGAUUUAUAUAAAGUUUAUCAAAGAAUAUGGAUCUAACAACGAGAGCACAUUAAUUGAAAUGGCUACCCUCUACACGAAAACAUUUUUCCAAACGUAUCUCCUAGCUUCGACAUAUACAGAUUUUUUUGAUUUGUUGAAAUCGUUCCUAUCACCUGACGUCAAAGAUUUGUCAAAUAAUUCCAUCAACAUGAAACAAAAGCUUAUAAAAUUAAAAUCAGAAAAUAGGCGUUGUAAUUUUAUUACGGAAAAAUCCAAUAAUUUACAAUUCUCCACGUUGCCUAAUAUCACGAGACACUUUAAGACGUCCAACGAUGCAGAAAACCAGAUCUUUAAUUAUUUGCUUAACGAUCAGGUUGCGAAAGCCUUUAAACAUUUACACGUUUACAGAAAUUGUUUCAAAACACCCGAGUUGGAAUAUCUCACCAAGGAAGAUGAUAAUUAUGCAAUAUUGCAUAUCUACAAUAAAAAACUUGUACAGAAAAAUGAAAAGUCUGCAAUUGUCAUCAACCCAGGUAUAGUGGAUUUAAAUGAAAUGCGCAGAGCUUUAAAUACGAUUAAAUUUGAAAUUAUGCAUUUAAAAAAAUGAAAUGAUUAUUCAUUGUGAUAAAUUAACUAAAAAAAUUAAUUCCUAUGACAAAAAAAAAGAAUACGAACCCAAUUCAUAUUUCAAUAUCAUUCCUAUAAAUAUUUUAUUAAUCUUUAUACUACGAAAGGAAACGAUUAAAAUCGGUGCAAUAUAAGACAUAAAAAUUCUCAUUAACUACAAUUUUUUUAUAUUAAUUAUGAUAUACAUUUGCCUAUUUCUUGUGCUUUGUAUUUUAAAUAUACUUCAAAAGAGUAAUUGGUAUAAUUUGUAUUAUUAUAAUUUUUUGUAUAAUGAAUUUAUUAUUAUAUAAAUAACAUAAUAUAUUUGGGGGAAUAAAAAUAU
Gordionus sp. m RMFG-2023 is the source of this 13238-nucleotide messenger RNA. RefSeq names its product protein furry homolog. Lineage: Eukaryota; Metazoa; Nematomorpha; Gordioida; Chordodea; Parachordodidae. The transcript is spliced from 51 exons. The record is from RefSeq and is a predicted model, not a curated record. Gene Ontology annotation, cellular component: cell cortex; site of polarized growth. Bases 162 to 12896 code for a protein of 4244 amino acids. Gene Ontology annotation, biological process: neuron projection development; cell morphogenesis.